AUGGAAAUGGAGCAAUCGACCGGCGAUACGCCGUUCUACUCCGAUUUUGGUCAAUUCAAAGAGGGAUACAACCGUGAGGAGGCGGAGGCGGGCAUCAACGAUGCCUUCCACAAGCGGCAGCUGCUACGACAGGAACUUUAUUUGAAGGAGCUGAUGCUUGGCAGUGGGCUCGGUCAUGCCGCAGAGCGAACAGUUCACGGCAGAUUAUAUCAACCGCAGGCGGCGCUGCAAACAACGACUGACGUUGCUGCAACCACAGUGGCGGCGGAGAGAGGCGACGUGGAAAGUGCCGCAAACGCAUGCGCCACCCAGUCCGACAUGGCACUCCUUGACACUUCCCCGUCAAGCGUCAUGAAGCAGUUUACCAAGGUGGAAGUGGAGGUGCAGAGUUUAAAAGAGGUUCACCAGCAGUUGGAUGAUAAUAUGCGCAUAGCUGAGGACAGUAUUGCACAGGGUUGCAAACCCCAUACCUUUGAUGCUGUGUUGGAGUCUCUUUCCAUCGUCCUUACGAUUUUAGAGGAGGGUGACGCGCGAACGCAGGUGAGGCUCCCCAUGCAGGAGGAAAGCGCGGUGCCACUUCAAGGUGCAGAGGCUGUCAUGAGAUACGCACAACAGUAUAUCACCCCGCUGGCGCUGACGCUGGUGAACACCUUGUACGCAACAGAGUGGAUGCUGCAGUACACCAUGACAUUCAUCAACUCCCUCGUAGCGAAGGACGAGGAGGAGGCACAGUUGCGGAUGGAACUUCUUGCGCGGUGUGUGCGGUGGUUGGGGAAGAUUGAUCAAUUCGUUGCUUUUGCUUUUGCAUUUGAACUGAAGUGGCAGGCGUACGAGACCUUCUCGACGCUGCGGGACUCGGCUGAGCGUUUCAUUGGAGGUCUCAUCCGCAGUGUGGAGAAGGAUAUGGCAAAUGUACUUCUCGUUUCAUUUCCAAAACGGCGCAAACAAUUGUUGUUGUUGGAAGCAGGUAUUAGAGAGCGUCUUCAGCGGAUUAUUUCGUUCCUUCACCAAAUUGAGACUGAGUGGAUGCCAGAUAUGAAAGUGCAGAUGGAUUGGAAGGACGAGUUUCUCUCUCAGAUUAUGGAGAAGAUACACACUGUCAUCGCCCCGGCGUUCCUCUCCGCGUCAUUGGGUUUUAUUGAUGAUUCUCUGUACAAACUUGUGGCGGGAAAGAGUCGACUGGGUUUCCGCAGUGCCAACAGCUCAAUUCGAAGCGGCGGCAGUCGCCGCUCCCUGCCGCCGCGAGCGUUGCCGAAUGUUUCAGUAGCCACACAAGUCGAAGACGGUCGUGUCGAGGAGAAGCUGAGCUUCCAGCAGAUUGGCAUGACGGUGAAGAGGUCGGCGAGUCUUGUGGUGGGGCUGCAGCUGUGCAUGGGAGCCCGCUACGUGCUGCAGCAGUGUGGCGUGGAGCAUGACGAGCGGUGGGGUUUUUCUUUGGGCGAGUCGCCGGACGCCCCAAAUGCUAUUCGCGAUGCGGCGGAAGAUGUAGUACGCUUAAGGGAAUCCAUUCAGCAGCGCGUGCGGGAGCGCACGGAGCAGCAGGCGGAGGCGCUACGUGUAUUCUUUCUGACGUGA
Messenger RNA from Trypanosoma grayi, 1575 nucleotides. RefSeq lists its product as hypothetical. NCBI's taxonomy places the organism in Eukaryota, Euglenozoa, Kinetoplastea, Trypanosomatida, Trypanosomatidae. Bases 1 to 1575 code for a protein of 524 amino acids. The transcript has a single exon. The record is from RefSeq and is a predicted model, not a curated record.